This is a messenger RNA of Bursaphelenchus xylophilus (pine wood nematode), 4007 nucleotides long. The record is from the annotation of a GenBank genome assembly. Lineage: Eukaryota; Metazoa; Nematoda; Chromadorea; Rhabditida; Aphelenchoididae.
AUGGAUGACAUUUAUAUCUCUGCUGGGCCUUCUAAUGGUAAGUUGAUGAGGUAAAAUUUUAGGAGAAGGUUUACGGAGGGAGGACAAGUCUUUAGAAAGUGGGGUGUCUUUUCAGUAUGUUGGUAAUGUCUUUAUUUUGACCAUUUUAUAUUGAUUUAGGCAAAUUUUUGAUGUUAUCCAUGAGAGCCCCAAAAAUGUUGAAAAAAUUUGGCCGCCCUCUCCAAAAGUUAUUGUAAUAUCUACUUUACUGUCUCUUCCACCAUUUAAAUGAAUUUCAGCCCCAUCCUACGCCCCGUCUUUGUCCAUGGACGAUCCUUCCGAGAUGGAGUCGGAUCUGACGAUCCAAACUUUGGCCCGAACUUUUUCCAAUUUUGAACGGAUGCGUCGAAACUCCCAGUUGUGCGACGUGAAAAUCAAAUGUGAGAACUCGUUUUUCUUGGCACACCGAUGCAUUUUGGCCGCGGCAAUUCCGUUUUUCAACGCAAUGUUUAACACCGAGUUCGUGGAGUCGAAAAUGCAGGAAUGUGAGAUAAAUCGUAGGUAAUUUGAGCUGAAAUUGGUGUCCAAAGCUUGUAGAAAUGAAUUUAAAAUACGUCUUCUGUUUUUUACGGAGAUUAAUAAAAAAAAUCAUCGAAAAAUUGAUAAAAAUUGUGAUUUUUUAUAUUUGGUCACCUAAAAUAAUAUAAACUGGAAUUUAUGUCAAAAUAAUUGAAUGAAAAUCAAAAUUAAUGCACGGAUCGCUUUCAGAAAUGUCCUCGGACUCUUUGGAAGCCAUCAUCGACUUCGUUUACACCGGAAAAAUCCAUCUAACCAUCCAAAAUGUGACCGAUCUUCUUGUGGCCGCCGACUAUUUCCAACUCGACAUUCUGAGUGCGGAAUGCGCCAGUUUCCUGGAAGUCAAGAUAACCCACUCAAAUGUGAUGGAGGUCCGACAAAUCGCCCUCAGGCACAAUUGUAAAAAAGCCGUCAAAGCGGCCGAUCGCUUCAUUCAACGACAUUUUGUCGCGCUCUCCGCAACCCGUAGCUUUUUGCGGUUGGACUUGGAAUCGGUCUGCGAAUUCUUCGCUAUGGACGAAUUACAUGUCGAAAGUGAGGAGGAAAUUUAUCAUGCUGCAAUGCGAUGGGUGAAUUAUGAUGAAGAAAGAAAAAAGAGCGCAGCAGAGUGAGUUUUAGUUGUUGAAAUUAAUUUUUGGACCAAAAAAAUUUUCACAUGGAAAGUACUUCUAUGGGGUAUUGAGUUUACAGGUCGAAGCAUAUAGCAAAAAAGUCGCAAAAUUUUUUUGAUUCAGGAUAUGUAAAAAUUAGCUGCCCAAUUUUGGUUUGUAAGGGCGAAAAAAAACCUCAGAACUUUUCUCGCAACACCACGCAAAUGCCUCUUCUUAUAUAUUGGAAUUACUAAUUUUAAUAGGUGUAGUAUUAAUCGAAUUUGAUAUUAUAAGGCUUGUCAAGGUUCCAGGGAUUACAUUAGCUCAAAACAAAGUUUUUGGUUUCUUGACAAGCCUUAAAAUAUCAAAUUUGAUUAACACUACACCUUAAUUAGUAGUUCCAAUGUAAAAAAGAAGCAUUUGCGUGGUGUUGCGAGAAAAGUUCUGAGGAUUUUUUUUUCACCCUUACAAACCAAGAUUGAGCAGCUAAUUUUUACAUAUUCUGAAUCACAAAAGUUUUGUGAUUUUUUUGAUAUAUAUCUCGACGGGUAACCUCAUACCCCACAGAAGUACUUUCCUUGUCAAAAAAAAUUCAAAAAAAAAAUCCUGCUUCAAAAAGUUUCUUUCAGAAUCCUCCGCCACGUCCGCCUCACUUUGCUGGAUAAAGCCUUCCUGAUCGACGAAGUUGCGACCAAUCCAAUUGUCCACGACUCGAUCAGCUGCAGAGACUUGUUCGAUGAAGUGAAGGAAUUCCACUUGGUCCCGGAGAGACGCCCGAAAAUGAUGAAAUUUCGGUUGGAAUCGAGACAUUGCUCGGAAAUCCCGGGAAUUAUCUACGCAUGUGGAGGUUUGGGGAUGAAUACUGACUACAGACCGGCUAGUAAGGUAGGAAAAUGGAGUUUUUUUGUUUGGAGUAAUUUUUGGAUGGGAUGGGAAGUUUUUGAAUUUUUUCGCACCGUGCAAUCAAAAAAAAAUUUUUGCACCGUGCAAUCAAAAAAAAUUUUCGAUUUGCACUGUGCGCCAAGGGUUUUUGGAUGAUUUGCACUGUGCAGUUUGAAGAAUAUUGGACGCUUCGAUAAUUUUUAUCACCAUUUUUUGAUGGAUUUCUUUUUUUUUUUGCACCGUGCAAUGAAAAAAAAUUUUUGUUUGCACUGUGCGAUUUUUGAUGGACUUUUUUUUUUUGCACUGUGCGGCAAGAGUUUUUGGAUGGUUUGCACUGUGCAGUUUGAAGAACUUUGAACGUUUCAAUAUUUUUUAUCACCAUUUUUUGAUGGAUUCCUUUUUUGCACAGUGCACUCGUUCAAUUUUUUGGUGCACUGUGCAAUUUUGUAAUUUUUUAUAAAUUUCUGCACGGUGCGCCGACAAAUUUUUCGGAAACAAAAACCUUUAAUAUUCCCCAAUUUCCAGGCCGAAAUGUACGACCCUCUGGCGAAGAAAUGGAUGCCAGUCAGCUCGAUGAACUCGGUCCGGACCAGGGUUGGAGUGGCCGCUUUCAACGGCAAGCUUUACGUGAUGGGCGGCUAUAAUGGACAGGUUCGGCUGGACCUGGUCGAAGUAUUCGAUCCCAAUCGAAAUCAAUGGACCCAUAGUCAGCCUCUACUGACCAAACGUUCCGCCAUGGCGACUGUAGUAUACAGAGACAAGAUCUAUGUGAUUGGAGGCUUUGAUGGGCAGUCCAUCGCGGAAGUGGAAACGUACUCCCCGAUAACUGGAGAACGACGAUUUAUCUCCCCAAUGCUUUGUCCUAGAUCAGCGGCAGGAGCGGUUGUGUUGAAAGGAUGCAUUUAUGGUGAGUUGGGAUAUUGUAGUAGACAAAAGUUGGAAAAAGUAGAUUUUAUCUGAGAGUAAAAUACGGAAAAGACUUUUAUUAAUUUUUUUGAUGCUGAAUAGGUAUUUACAAACUUUUAGCAGUGAAAUUUUGACUUUAGUUUUGAAUUUUGGUUAAGUCGAAUAUAACACUAGACAAAAAAUUGAAGCGUAAGAGUGGAUUUGAAGUAAAAUACGAGAUAAUUGCCCUUUGUGGUAUAAAUUGGCUUUAUUUAGAGUUUAAGGAGAAAAUAUUUGUUUGCAGCAAAAUUUUGAGGAAUUCUGAUAUUACACUAGGCAAAAAUAUGUCAAAAAUCAGUUAGAUUGAUAAAGAAAAGCACUUCCGAUAAAUUUUUAAAGUGAUUCUGACCGUUUUAUAACAAAAUUUUUCUUUUUUGACGCAGAUUUUUUAACAAAUCGGCGAAAUUAAACUUGACCCCUAGUACAAUAUCGAUUUUAGUGACUGGAGGACACAACAGUUUCGCAAUUUACCCAACAGUGGAGAAAUACGACUUUGCAAAGGCUCAGUGGACCUAUCAAAAGCCAAUGAACAAGGCCCGAUGUCGCCACGCGGCCGUGGUUUACGACGAAAAAAUUUACGCGAUUGGUGGCUACGAUGGGCGGGAAUUCCUCCGGUGCACGGAGGUCUAUGAUCCAGAGACCGACUCGUGGCAGUACGGACCCGAAUUGAACCUCCGCCGAGGCAGAGUCAGCGCCUGCGUGAACGGCAGUGCGAUUUACGCGAUCGGCGGAUAUCUGGGCGAAAUCAAGCACUGCUCCAUGGAAAUCCUGCAAAUGCACCCCGAACCCUUUGACCUAACCGGACGAUACGUCGCCCCGAACAAGAAAAUGACCAAACACGAACUAAUUUGGAGAAUUGGACCCAAAAUGAAACUUCAUGAAGGUGGUGUCAGCAUUGGAGUCAUCCCCAUCUCGCCGAAAAAGCUCUGCCGCAUAAGCCAAUGCGAGGAAGACGAAGAUGAUGUCAUAAGCGCCGUAAAAAGUAUCAGUCUGGACGAUUCCGGAAGCGAGGAUAUACCGAGAUACUCGGAAUAG